Messenger RNA from Vitis riparia (riverbank grape), 1228 nucleotides. Its product is annotated as flavanone 3-dioxygenase 3-like. The coding region runs from base 29 to 1078 and encodes 349 amino acids. NCBI's taxonomy places the organism in Eukaryota, Viridiplantae, Streptophyta, Magnoliopsida, Vitales, Vitaceae. The record is from RefSeq and is a predicted model, not a curated record. The transcript is spliced from 3 exons.
CUAUUGUCUUUCAACUUCUUGUUUGCUAAUGGAAGACGGUGACACUUCAAGCUCAUUCCCAAUAGGGAACAGUGCACAAGAGAAGGGCUUGUCAUACGUCCCAGACUGUUAUGUGGUUCCACCUUCACAACGGUCCAAUUUGACUCCAGAGACAACUAAUGUGCCUGUUGUUGAUUUAGCUGGUUUACAUGACCCCGGAGAAAGAUCUCACAUCAUAAAAGAUAUUGGAAGUGCCAGUCGCGGCCUUGGCUUCUUUCAAAUUAUCAACCAUGGGGUAUGCCAAUCAGUGCUGGAUGGAGCCCUGUCCUCAGCCUUUGAUUUUUUCAAUUUACCAAUGGAAAAGAAGCUAGAAUUUAUGUCCAAUGAUGUGCACAAACCAGUGAGGUAUGGAACAAGCUUGAAGGAUGGCAUAGACAAGGUCCAGUUUUGGAGGAUCUUCCUCAAACAUUAUGCACAUCCCUUGAAAGAUUGGGUUGAAUUAUGGCCUAAAAGUCCAGCUAAUUACAGAGAAAACAUGGGAAAAUAUGCAACAGACGUGAGGAAUCUGGCCCUGAAAUUAACCGCAGCUAUCACUGAAAGCUUGGGAAUUGGACCGACCUAUCUAAACAACAAAAUGGAGGAAGGCAUGCAAGUCAUGGCUAUCAACUGUUACCCAGCAUGCCCUAAACCUGAACUUGCGCUAGGGUUGCCACCGCAUUCAGACUAUAGCUGCUUCACCAUCCUUCUCCAGAGCUCCCAAGGCCUUGAAAUCAUGGACAGAAAUGAUGGCACAUGGAGGGCAGUCCUAAAACUUGACAGUGCCCUACAAGUUCAUGUGGGUGAUCAUCUUGAGGUGCUAAGCAAUGGCUUGUACAAGAGUGUGGUACAUAGGGCUGCCCUUAAUACUGAAAGGACUAGAAUCUCUAUUGCUAGCUUGCAUAGUUUGGGCAUGGAUGAGAAGAUGGAGACUGCCAAAGAGCUUAUAGAUGAGCAGCACCCUAAGAAUUAUAAGGAAAGCAGCUUCAGGGAUUUUCUGAAUUUUCUCUCAGCCAAUGACAUUGCUGAAGGGAAGAGCUUUAUUCAAACACUUAAGAUUUAAGGAAUGAUAUCUGCUAGGUCUAUUUUGAUUUUGAUUAAGAUCUAUGUACAAACAAUAAGUUGGUGUGUUUUUAUUAUAUAUUCUUCUUGACGACAUGUAAAAGCAAUUGACAGCUUUAUCUGUAAAUGAAUUUCGCAUUUUAUGUAUUAA